This is a messenger RNA of Vespula pensylvanica (western yellowjacket), 2477 nucleotides long. RefSeq names its product mitochondrial folate transporter/carrier. The transcript is spliced from 6 exons. The record is from RefSeq and is a predicted model, not a curated record. Gene Ontology annotation, cellular component: mitochondrion. NCBI's taxonomy places the organism in Eukaryota, Metazoa, Arthropoda, Insecta, Hymenoptera, Vespidae. Gene Ontology annotation, molecular function: folic acid transmembrane transporter activity; FAD transmembrane transporter activity. Gene Ontology annotation, biological process: nucleotide transport; folate import into mitochondrion. Bases 1 to 972 code for a protein of 323 amino acids.
AUGUCGUCGAUAAAAACGAGUAAUACUACAGGAACGAAUCGUAUCCUACCAGCUCUCAGUCGCUUCAAGUAUGAAUAUUUCGUCGCCGGUAUAUCCGGUGGCGUUGUUUCGACACUUACCCUUCAUCCAUUGGAUCUGAUCAAAAUUAGAUUGGCAGUUAACGAUGGACGUAGCUCGAUACCACAAUAUACUGGUAUAGUAAAUGCUUUCAAGCAGAUUAUGAAAAGCGAAGGAAUACGUGGAUUCUACAGAGGAGUAACACCGAACGUCUUGGGAUCAGGCUGCUCUUGGGGAUUAUAUUUCUUCUUUUACAAUAACAUAAAGACAUGGAUUCAAGGAGGAAAUGCGAAGAAACCGUUAGGUCCAUCAAUGCAUAUGCUAGCUGCUGCAGAUGCAGGAAUAUUAACUUUGUUAAUGACUAAUCCAAUAUGGGUAGUGAAAACACGAUUAUGUUUACAAUAUGUUGAAGAUAAAAAUCUGGCAGAAUCGAAGAGAUAUACAGGAGUAACAGAUGCCCUAUUAAAGAUCUAUAGAACCGAAGGCAUCAGAGGUUUAUAUAAGGGUUUAGUUCCUGGAAUGUUUGGUGUAUCACAUGGUGCCAUACAGUUUAUGACAUAUGAAGAAAUGAAAAAUAAAUAUAACAUAUAUCAAAACGUACCUAUUGACACAAAGUUGAACAUGUUCGAAUAUAUCCUUUUUGCGGCCGUUUCUAAGGUAAUUGCAGCUGCUGUAACAUAUCCUUACCAGGUAUUAAGGGCGCGUUUGCAAGAUCAUCAUCUUGACUACAGAGGAACGUGGCACUGCAUCCAGGUGACAUGGAGGUGUGAAGGUUGGCGUGGAUUUUACAAGGGUCUUAGUGUCAACCUUAUGAGAGUGACCCCAGCAACCGUGAUUACCUUUUUGGUCUACGAGAAUGUUACCUACUUCCUCAAGCACAACCCACAAUAUGCAAACAUUGGGUCCAGCGGAUAGAACAAUAUCUUCGACAGUAUGUAAUAAAAGUUAGAAUUAGAAGGGCGUGGCAUUUACGUGUAUUACGAAUUGUUCUGCAACAUUUGUUUUGUUAUUUCAAAUAUUUACCGCGCUAAAAAUAUCAAUGCAGUUAAGAGAAAGAGAAAGAGAAAGAGAAAGAGAAAGGGAUACUGUUUCUUUAUCAGGGUAUAGUUCAGUUUAGUUUAAAAAUUACCAUCUUUACGAUCGUUCUGUUUAUAUGAACAUGAUUAAGUUUAUAGAUUCGUUUAUAUGAGAUGACCUCGCGAAUGAUAAAAUUACGAAGAUAAUAACCGCUUUUUAUAUUAGUAUAUUCUCGCAUAUUAUAUUAUAAUCAACGACUUAAAAAUGUGAGAAGUAGAGAAAACAAAAGAGAGUUUUUCGGUGAUAAAUCAUUUAAUAGGGGAAUAAUUUAAUUACCAUUUCUUGUUAUCCCACGUCAUUGUAUACCACAGAGCUUACAAUAUCCAACAGACUUUUCUCACAGUCAUAACGUCGAUUACAAUUUUCCUCGAAUUCUGCUUUAAUUAUCUCGUCCGGAAGAUUUUCCUCUUGCGAACUGGAAGGUCUUUGAAAAGGUGCAACGAUGCGAUUAAACGGUUUAUGUUAAGUAAAGAUAUAGCAAUGGGUUGAAAACAAAUCAGAAAGUCAAUUUAUAAUUUUAAGGCAACUCACGCAAAUAAAAUUCGGACGAUAUCUCCGAGAAGUCCGUUUCCUUUCAACGAGUAUUUAGCAAUCUCACAAAUUGUUUUCAGUAGACAAUUUUUUCCCGAAUAGCCAUUACUAUCAAACAGAGAAACAUAAAUUAAAACUUUAAAAAUUUAAUAAAAUAUACAUAGAUUACUUCAAAGAUAAUUAUUUCAAUAACCAUAAGAUCUGUAACCGUGGAAAUUAUAGUUUUAUUGAGAUUAAGUAAUUAUGAAGAAUGAUUAUAUUGAUUUCUAUUCGCUUGUAUAUAUAUAUAUUUGUAUAUAUAUUUGUAUAUUUAUAUUAAUUUCAUGCAUCAAAAUUAUAAUGACAACAAUAGGAUAUAGGAGUAGGAUAAUAUUACUUUUCUAAUUUCUUUGUGAUAAUGUCGUAGGCUAAUCUUCUAUCGAGACUUCGUCUUUUAAAGUGUUCUACUUCGGUAUAAUAGCUCGAAUUCCAAUUGCCUGGUAGACCAUAAUUUGCCUCGAAGUAAAAAGAGAAUAAUAUGGACUUGUCGGGGAUGUCAAUCGGUACGCCGAGAGCAAAGAAUAUCUAAAAGUAAGAUCGAUCAAUUGUAUUCGCAUUUAUAAUAGCAUCGUUUAAGUAUUUUAUGUAUAACAUUUUUCGAAAAGAUGAAUUACAUAGAAGAUAGAAAAAAGAAAGAAAAAGAACUUAUAAAAAUACAAUUCUAUUAGAUUGUACAAAUUGCCCAAUUGCAUUCGAAAUGAUUUAUCUUUUAAUGUUUUUCUGAUGUAAUUAAUAUAAUCCUACUGUACAAAUUAAACGACGCUCAAACGAAA